GGUUUCAGACGGAAAAUGGAAAAACCACGUGAUUUCCGUAUUCCGUUUUUGGAAUGAAACGAAAAAACAAACUAACAAAACGUACACGGACCGAACUCCCAUGAUGCACUGCACUGCCAACGUAUGCAAACAGGAACAUGGCUACCGGUGCUUAACAUCAGCAGCCUAUCGUUUCAAUACACUUCUGUUGACCUGAAACCGCCUGUGACAAUAUAGUAUUCGCCGUGCCUCCGCCGCAGAGGAAGAGCCUUCUCGGAGUUCAUCGGCGGAGCAGCAGAGCUUCUGACAACAGCUUCUUCGUUGUUCAUCAGUCACAGACAGGUCUGUAAAAUGUGCUGCUUGCUGUCAAUUGUGGGUCAACAUGGCGAGUCCAAGGACCAGAGGAGUUCUGAAGGAAGUGAGAACCCAAGACGAGAAUAAUCUAUGUUUUGAGUGUGGCGGUUUUAACCCUCAAUGGGUUAGUGUGACCUAUGGGAUCUGGAUUUGUCUUGAGUGCUCUGGCAAGCACAGGGGCCUGGGAGUACAUCUCAGUUUUGUGCGCUCUGUCACCAUGGACAAGUGGAAAGAUAUUGAGCUUGAGAAGAUGAAAGCAGGAGGAAAUGGAGUAUUCCGUAUAUUUCUUGAACUCCAGGAUGAUUAUGAUCCUACCUGGACGUUACAGGAGAAAUACAACAGUAAAGCUGCUGCACUCUUUAGAGACAAGGUUGUAACUUUAGCAGAGGGUAAAGAGUGGUCUAUUGAGACAUCCCCUGCCAGAAACUGGACAUCUCCUCAACCCAAGACCAGCCUUUCAUCCUCUCAUCGCUCUGGAGGACCUGGACAAAGCUCAGCAAAGCCUAACGACAAAGCUUUUGAAGACUGGUUGAGUGAUGAUGUCAACUCAUAUCAGAGUGGAGGGGGCUAUUGUGGGAAUCAAGAGAAUCGGUAUGUCGGCUUUGGCAACACAGUGACCCCAGAGAAGAAAGAGGAUGACUUCAUCAACAAUGCCAUGACUUCGAUUUAUUCAGGCUGGAGCACCUUUGCUGUUGGAGCAAGCAAGUUUGCUUCUAUCGCUAAAGAUAAUACCUCUAAACUUGCAAACCAAGCAACCUUAAAGGUAAAAGAUGGCACAUUUCUAGACGAAAUGACAGUCGGCAUCACUGGGCUGGCAACCAAGGUUCAGGGAGCUGGUUCAAAAUUGACUAAUCUCUUCUCGGGAAAACCGGAGGAUGGGUCUACCGGAGAGAGCUACCAGAACAUGGAUGCCACUGAGGGAUAUCAGGGCAGUACGAGUCAGCCGGUCACUAAGGACUUUUGGGAAACCUUUGGCAGCAGCAACUCCUUAAAGGCCACGAAAUCACCCAGCAGUGACGGCGGGACCAUCGCAGAUAAUUCUGCAAAGCAGAGCUCUGACAAUUGGGUCUCUGAAGCAGCGUCCAACAAGAAACACGGCACAGAGGAGAGCUGGGAAGCCUGGGAAAACAACUGGGAGAACGCCGAUGGCAAGACGAAGAAGAGUCCCACGAAACCUGCUGAGGAAACCUGGGAUAAUGCAGACUGGUAGUGACCUCACAGCCAUGCAUCCCCUCCCCCUUUUCCCCACUCUGGCCUUUUCCUUCCGUUUCUCCCGCUGCUCAUCUCACUGGCACUUUUAGGGAAAUAGCUGUCUCAGCUUAGUUCCUAUGAAUCCAUUCAAAAUAUAUUUAUUAUAAACUCAAGAAACAAUAAAUGAAUCCCAGGGUUAAGUUUUGCUCAUUGUUUAAGGUUUAUUCUUAAUCUACAACUAUACUGACUUGCAGUCAUGUAUUUGUUUGUAAAUUGCCUUCAUCAUUAGGAAGUGAGAAUAAAUCAGUGUAGAUAUGGUCAUAACUUCCUGCCUGGGCUGCCCAAGCAUAAUACUCUAAACAAAGAAUACAACAGUGUUAUUGGAUUAUUCAUACUGGUUCGCAAUUCAAAUAUAAAACCGAUGCAUGACGGAGAAAAUCUGGUACUGUAAAUAUAAAUUCUUGUAAAUACAGUAUGAGUGACUAAACAUUAAUGACAUGAUUUUCUGUUGGUUCAAUCAAAUUAAUUUGUUUUGACCUUGGACCGUUUGCACAUUUUGUUCUCAUACAAAUAUUUAGAUUUGAGCCCUUUCUCCUUAUUUAGUCACAACGUGUUAUAUCGAAUCAGAGGAACGACCAACCAACUGGCUUUUAUUUGUCAAGUCUGUGUGAAUACGUACCAUUUAAAUGAAAUACAUUUUCUAAUAAGUUGGACCUACACUAAUUUACUGUAGUAGUAUUAUCUUUUAUAUGUAUAUUUUUAAAUGUGCAAAUAGUCAAUGGGUUUGAAAACAGAGCUGUGGAUACAUUAUCAUGUUUUUAAGAGCAGAAAGUAAACUUGAUGGUUAACAAUUAAAUUUGGAGUGUCCCAAAUGAAUAAAAUGUAUCAAUAAUUGCCCCUUUUUAAAUUGUUAUAUUGGUGUUCACACUGGUGUCAUUUCGACUGUUUCUGAACAUGUAUGUACGGGCAUUUAACAUCAAUGAGCUGUUGCAAUUAUUAUUUUUAGUUGGUUGAUACAAGAUUGUAGUUUUACUGUCACUCUUUUCCAUCGUCACCAUCAACCGCUGUCAACCUGUCAAACAAUCCUUGCAAAGUUAAAAUAUUAUUUUUAGGCAUAUCCCCAAAAUGAUGUUAGGAUGUUUUGGGCUUAUGCAGCUCUAACAGUAAUAUUGUUUUACACUUCGUUAAGUUUCCACAUUGUUCUUUUUUAAAAAAACAUUUUACUUUACAGCUUUAAUGGUUGAGAAUUGUCAAAUACAAGGAUGAACUGUAUUACUCUUAUGAACCUAGAGGAUGAUCAGAAACAGAGAAUAAUGCCUCAUAUUUUGAAAGACACUUGUUGGUUCAGCAAUUUAAUCCAUAAUAUUGCAAUUUCAAGAUUUGAUAUUUUUUAAUAAUUUGUCAAGAUUAUAUAUAUAUAGUUUAUUGCAGAUAAUUCCACUCAUUGCAGGAUGACAUACUGUACAUACUGUAUGCGAGUGUCGAGGUUGUGUUUCAAUACGUGGACAGAUGUUAACUGCAUGGGGUUGCCUGUAACUUGUGACCUGAACUGACUGGUCAUUGUACAUUUAUUCUCGUGUGAAGCAACUCUGUGUUCUCCACAUCUGGGUUAUUGCAGCACCUUGGUCAUUGUGUCUUGUGAGGAGUUUUGUUUCACAGAUAUCUUCAUACUUGUUAACGAGGCUCAUUGUACGCUGGAUGUUUCGACAGUCGUUGCGCUCAAGCACUUGUUAUUUAAUUAAUUUGCAUCUGCGAUGAACGCACUGUUCAUCGCAGAUGCAAAUUAAUCUUUAAAACGUCCAUUGUUUAAAUAAUUGCAAAUGUAAUCCGUGUUAAAAAUGGUGUAGUAAACUUAAAUUUCAAACCAGUCAUCGAGGUUUAGAACUAGGACAAUUUGCAGAACCUGACUUUCCCAUGUGGCCUUUAAUUCCCAAUAACAUGUGGCGUUGCAACUUCAUCAUACUUUAGAUGACUGUAAAGUUGAAUUUGCCUGUACAUGUAAUAACAAACAGAUGCCCAGUCUUCAUAGAUGAUGCAAAGCCCUCAAACUAAACUCAAGUUCAUUAUACUUGAACCAACUCCAGGUCGGGGUUAGAUUCUUUUAUUUUUAUUUUUUGUUUAAAACAUGAUUCUAUGAGGUUUGGUGUCUCUAAUCUGUGCCCAGUACUUGCAUAUAGAGCAGCCUACCAGUGUAAUCAGGCUGCUGGAUUGUUUGUUAUUGGGGUGUUAUAACACUUUGCUAUACCUCUGUAGGCAGUACUGCUCAGGCCUCAUGAUUAGUAAAUAUGCCAUUUUACUAUUGCAGGUUUUAAUGUGGGAAAGCGAUUUCCUGGGAACUUUAUUCCAUGCCCAUUUCCUACCUCUUAAGAAGUGUUCAGUUUACGGGGUGUUUUUUAGUAGAGGAACUUGUUUCUUCUGAACCUUCAGCAUUGUUUUGAUGUCGACCUGAUUGCAGCAGGCUUUGCUGUGGCUCAUCUUGCCUUUGUUGAAGGAAGUGUGUUAAAGCAAAGCAACACAGAUGGGUCUUCAGCCUUAGUGUGUAUUCAUGAGAAUACAAUGGUAUAAAAAAAAGAUCACUCCUGUAACAUUGUGUCGCUGAACCUCUGUUGUCUUGUUCAUGUAUGGCCAUGUGUUGAAAAACCUGAGACAGAUGUAAUUGCGUUCUCUUGAUGACUGACUUCAGUUUGCUCGUUUGUCCCUGAUGCAGUGAGGUGUACAUGUUAGUAAAUCACCAUCAAAUAUAUAUAUAUAUGUAUGUAUAUAUACAUAUAUAUAUAUUGUUAACCCCGAGCCUUCCCUACUAAAGCUUUAUGUCAGUCAUUUUGACUUAUGAUGGCAUGACUUAAAACUUAUAAACUGCCAUCAAAUGAAUGGAAGACUUUGUGCUGUGAAAUCUAAUGUUUUCAAAAGAGAAAUACUUUCACAGCCACAUUCUGAAAUCUGUAUAAGAGCUUAUAGUUCUGAAAUACCUUUUUAUGGUGAAUGUUUGGGGUUACUGGUACACAUGAAACAUGGAUAAACUGCAGAAUUUGUUAUUGAAUGAAAUUCAUCUUAAAGGUCUCGAUAUAAGGUGAUGAUUUUUUUUUAUAUGCACCCAAAUGUAAUCUGAAGUCAAUUCUAAACUUUAACUUUCCAGAGCAGUAGUGGGCUCAGUGUCUGUGCCUGUCCAACAUUUGAGAUUGGGUAUAUCCGUGUUUGUUGAUGAAACUAUUUAUGUCAGAAAUACUAUUUUUUGAUGUCAUGCAUGAGAUGUUAUGUGGAGCUAAAUACAUGCAGCUGUUGCUUGAUUUUCGAAAGACGUUUCCUCAGUGAAUUGAAGUGCAGUUGUCUGCUUUGCCCCGAUGUGUUUCACCAGCAGCCAUCCCUUGAGGUGAGCCAGUGUUACCUACUCAGAGGAGGCUGAGGAUAUUUUACCUGUACACAUGGUGUCUGUGUUGAAUAAAAGUGUACUGUACUGUGAAUGCU
Molecule: messenger RNA, 4989 nt
Organism: Pseudoliparis swirei
Lineage: Eukaryota; Metazoa; Chordata; Actinopteri; Perciformes; Liparidae
Gene: arfgap1
Product: ADP-ribosylation factor GTPase activating protein 1
Exons: 13
Coding region: 362-1543 (393 amino acids)
Biological process (GO): regulation of endocytosis; regulation of ARF protein signal transduction
Cellular component (GO): Golgi membrane
Molecular function (GO): GTPase activator activity
Source: RefSeq, a predicted model, not a curated record